CAACAACACAAAUUAAUGUUCCUUUCAAGUUGCCUAGCCUACUUCUUCGUAUUUGAGUCUUUAAAAUGUAUAGCGUUAUAAUCUAUUCGUACUCAAAUUUUUUUAAAUAUUUUACGAUGAACGUUCUUAUGGUUCUCGUUGUGUUCGCCAUGAGUUGUGGCUCAGUGACACCCCGGGGGAAUGAAAAGGGUUUUCAGCGUCCGGCCAUAUAUAUUCUUGGAGAUUCCUUAGUUGAUGUUGGUAACAAUAACUAUAUUGAUCAUAAUACAUUUACUAAAAACAAUUUCCGUCCUUACGGAAUUGAUUUUCCGCGCGGGAAACCUUGGACCGGUCGUUAUACCAACGGAAGAACAAUCGUUGACAUAGUAGGAGAAACGUUUGGCGUGAAAGACUAUAUUCCUGCUUACUUAGAUCCAGCAACAGUUGGAGACGUAGUUCUUCAUGGAGUCAACUAUGCGUCUGGUGGUGGUGGAAUUCUUAAUGAAACUGGCAUGAUCUUAGGCAAUCGAAUCAACAUGGAUGCACAACUCGAUAACUUCGCAAAUACAAAGAACUAUAUAAUCUCUAAGUUCGGUGCUCGUGGUUCGAAGAAAUUUCUUGCGAAAUCUCUUUUUGUAGUUGUAAUGGGUUCCAAUGAUUUCAUUGACAACUAUUACAUUCCAUUUCUCUCGAUACCGGAGCAAAAGAUGCUAACCCCAGCAAUGUUUAUCGACAAACUGAUCUCAAGAUUCAGGCUUCAACUAACAAGAUUAUAUGAAAUGGGUGCAAGAAAGGUUGCAGUUGCAAAUGUUGGACCUGUUGGUUGCAUUCCCUUAGAAAGAGCUAUAAAUAGAAUUUUGAAUGCCACAGAAUGGCAUGCGAAAGAUGAUGCGUGCAUUAGUGAAAUGAAUGAUGCAGCAAUGUUAUUCAACAAGAAAUUGAAGAGCCUAGUGAUGGAGUUCAACUCAAAAUUUAUGGAAUCUAAAUUCCUAUAUGUAGAUAUUUAUGGAGUUUUUACUGAUGUUAUCGAUAACUAUCAAUCUUACGGCUUUGAGAAUUAUAGAGAUUCAUGUUGCCAAACACUUCCCGGUCCAUUACGAGGUUUGUUAGCAUGCGAUGCAAAGGCAGAGGUUUGUGCAGACCGAUCCAAGUAUGUAUUUUGGGAUGAGGCUCAUCCAACUGAUGCUACUUAUUACAUUUUUGCAAAGAAGUUGCUGGAGCGCGAUUCUAAAUACGUAUACCCAUAUAGUAUUCAACAACUCUUCUACACGUGAGCGAUUCACUCAGUAAUCGCAGUACUACUGGGGAUGUAACGCAAAUUGUUUCUGGGAACUUCAGGGUUCAAUUCUUUCUUUGGCUCUAUGGAAUCAGCAUGACGAUCCCAAUAGUCUAUUUAUCAAGUCCUUACUAGUUUAUGGACACUAUUCUAGCUAUUUCUUAAAAUGUUGUAACAUUUCGUUUUACAUUGGUUGGCUCUAUUAGUCUAUUAUAGCUGCGUUAAGGUUUCAGAAAACGAGUAGAGUUGAAUGUAACUUGAGAUUAUUGCCAAAGCACUGUGUCACUGACACCUACCGCGACAAGUGGUCCUAAUGGGUGUUUAUGUUCUACAGAAAGCGAGUAACAAUCACAUGAGAAACCCCUACACCACCACCGACUGCAAUCUCAUUGACAUUUUUUUCUUCUGUAUCAAGAUGCAUGUAAUACUGUAUAUCCGGUACUAA
Messenger RNA from Papaver somniferum (opium poppy), 1700 nucleotides. Its product is annotated as GDSL esterase/lipase At4g16230-like. The transcript is spliced from 5 exons. Lineage: Eukaryota; Viridiplantae; Streptophyta; Magnoliopsida; Ranunculales; Papaveraceae. Gene Ontology annotation, molecular function: hydrolase activity, acting on ester bonds. The coding region runs from base 66 to 1253 and encodes 395 amino acids. The record is from RefSeq and is a predicted model, not a curated record.